Molecule: messenger RNA, 1978 nt
Organism: Dinoponera quadriceps
Lineage: Eukaryota; Metazoa; Arthropoda; Insecta; Hymenoptera; Formicidae
Gene: RIOK1
Product: serine/threonine-protein kinase RIO1
Exons: 5
Coding region: 259-1854 (531 amino acids)
Biological process (GO): maturation of SSU-rRNA
Cellular component (GO): preribosome, small subunit precursor; cytosol
Molecular function (GO): protein serine/threonine kinase activity; ATP binding
Source: RefSeq, a predicted model, not a curated record
CGCGUUUUGCACGAGUGUUUGAUGACACGCUUCGAAUCGCGUGGUGAUGAGGUUUUCAUCAUAUUGCGGCACAAAAUUAUACUAUAGCAGACGCUGUUGAAGGACAAUACCGUGAAAUUAUCUAAUGAGUUAUUACACGCAACAGAUACGCAAUCAUGGAGGAGGGACAAUUCGAGGAGGGUCAGUUUAGCGACGCCGACGAAGAAACGACUUGCGACUUUUCUGACAGGCCCCCAUCGUUCCAGUGCUCAUUCCAGUAUGUUCUUUAGUUCAAUAGCCAUGUCAUGCCCGAUUUUACAUCUCAAGGAGGAGAUGACCAAGUUGCAAAUCACGGACAGCGAGGAUGACGUCCACGACGAGAGUGACAUCGAUGACGAUCAUUACGAUUGGGACGAGGAUAACACUCGGGGGAACACCGUCGUCAGGACGAAUUCACAGAGCGCCAAUAAUCGAAACGUGUCCAGCAAGGUCGCGAAUUACCAGCCGAUGGAUAAACUGCUGCGCCGUUACGCGGAUAAGAUCAAUAUGGAGAAGUACGAGGGCCCCGCGUUGCCGAAUCACGUGGCGAACGUAUUGAUGGAGAACAACAAACGCGCCGAGAGGGAUCGCGUGAGAACGAAGGACAAGCAGGACCGGGCGACGGUCGAGCAGGUAUUGGACGCCCGUACGAAGAUGAUACUGUUCAAGAUUCUGAAUAAAGGAUUGAUAGCGAGGAUAGACGGCUGCAUUUCCACGGGGAAGGAGGCUAAUGUGUAUUACGCGUUGUCGGCGACGGGCACCGAGGUCGCCAUCAAGAUAUACAAGACGUCGAUCUUGCAGUUCAAGGAUCGCGACAAGUACGUGAACGGUGAGUUCCGCUUCCGUCACGGCUACUCCAAGCGCAAUCCGCGGAAAAUGGUGCGGACCUGGGCGGAGAAGGAGAUGCGGAACCUGGUGCGUCUGCAACAGGCCGGUGUGAGCUCGCCCAAGCCGAUCCUGUUGCGCAGCCACGUGCUACUGAUGGACUUCAUCGGUGUGGACGGCUGGGCGGCGCCGAAACUGAAGGACGUGGUACUCACCGCCUCGAAGCCGGCGACGCUCUAUCGCGAGUGCAUCGAAAUGAUGUGGAGGAUGUACAACAGGUGCAGGCUCGUUCACGCCGACCUGAGCGAGUACAAUAUACUGUACCACAACGGGUCGCUGGUGAUCAUCGAUGUCUCGCAAUCUGUGGAGCAUGAUCACCCCAUGGCGCUCGAGUUCCUCAGAAAGGACUGUACUAAUAUCACAGAAUUUUUCAAGAAGCACAAUGUGGCCGUUCUGACGAUGAAAGAGCUAUUUGACUUCAUAACGGAUCCGACUAUAAACGAAAAUAAUAUGGAUGAGUAUCUGGAUGCGGUGCACGAAAACAAGAAGCGGAAAGCAGAUCUGGAGAGCAAUCUUCGGGACCAAGUGGAGGAGCAAGUCUUUAAACAGGCUUAUAUCCCUCAAUCGUUGAUUCAGGUGAUCGACUUUGAGCGCGAUAUAAAUCUCGCGAAAUCUGGCAAGGAAGAUCUGAUUUACAAGACACUGAUCGGUUUGAAAACAGAUUUAUCCAAGCCUGCGGAAAUACCAGAGAUCCUUGUCGCUAAACAAUGCAAGAACGAGGACAGUGAUACAGAAAACAGCGAUGACAGUGGGAGCAGCGAAGACGACAGCGAGGAGGAGGAGGAUAAGAAUGAGAAUGUGAGGAAAUCGACGAAUAUCGUCAGACGCAAAGACGAGAGUCCAGAAAGUAAAAAAGCGCGCAAGAAAGCAGUCAAGGAACAGCAAGCGGAGAAGAGAAAGACUAAAAUGAAGAAGCACGUGAAGAAACGUAAAACAAAGAAGAUCAAGUGAAUGUUUGUACAAAGAAAUAUCAAGAGAAAUACAAAAAAGGAAUCAUAUGACACGGAUAUUUAACAAUGUUCGAGCGAGAUUUGGCUUUUAUUAUGUAUAAAAAUAUAUAUAUAUAUAUCGUCAA